AUGGUGUUCAAAGACAAGUCUACAUUCCUUGUUACCUCAUUGUCCCUUUUCCACGCGCGCCCUUCACCGCCGGUCUUCCAUUUUAACAAGCUCUUGGCCGCUUUUGUGAAGAUGAAGCGUUACCCCACUGCCAUUUCUCUAUGCACUGAAAUGAGGUUGAAAGGUAUCACUCCCUGUCUUGUCACUCUCACCAUUUUGAUAAAUUGUUACUGCCAUGUUGGUGAGGUCGCACUUGCUUUCUCUGUUUUCGGGAAGGUUAUGAAAUUUGGUUAUGGCGUUGAUAUUGUGGUCUUGAAUAGUUUGAUUAAAGGGUUGUGUUUGGGUGGGGAGAUUGUGAGAGCUUUGGAGUUUCAUGAUGAGCUUGUUGGGAUGGGGUUUCGGUUGGAUGAGUUCAGUUAUGGGACUUUGAUUGAUGGGUUGUGCAAGGCUGGGCGUACCAGGGCGGCAGUUUGGAUGCUGAGGAGGAUAGAGGGGCGAGCAGUUAGGCCGAAUGUUGUGAUGUAUAGCACUGUUAUUGAUGGAUUGUGUAAAGAUGGGCUUGUGAAUGAGGCGCGUCAUUUGUAUCUUGAAAUGAUUGUUAAGGGUGUUAGUCCUAAUUUGUUCACUUACCGGCCUCUAGUUUGCCAAUUGUGUGUUGUGGGGCAAGUGAAUGAAGCAGUUUGGUGGCUUAAGGAAAUGGUUCUGAACGGCGUAGUCCCGGAUGUUUAUGUAUGCACUAUUUUGAUUGAUGCAUUGUGUAAAAAAGGAAUGUUAGUGGAAGCUCAUUAUAUGUUUGAUAAAAUGAUUGAAUUGGGUCAUGAACCUAGCAUUGUUAGUUUCACUGCUUUGAUACAUGGUUAUUGUUUGAAUGAUAGAGUAGAUGAGGCAAGAGAACUAUUUGACAUGGUUUUUCGAUGGGGUAUUGCUCCUGAUGUUUGGCUUUAUAAUAUCCUGAUAAGUGCAUAUUGUAAGCUUGAAAGAUUAGAUGAAGCUUUGAAGCUCUUCGAUGAAAUGUUUUGCAGGAAAUUGUUUCCCAAUCUUGUGACUUAUAAUUGUCUUAUUGAUUGUCUUUGCAAAUCUGGGAGAUUCUCAUAUGCUUGGAAGCUUGUUAAUACAAUGUGUGCUAAUGACCUAAGCCCUGAUAUUGUCACUUAUUGUAUCUUCUUAGAUGCUUUAUGCAAAAACCAACAUCUUGACAAGGCAGUUGCCUUAUUUAGCAAACUGACUAAAAAUGGGUUGGCCCCUGAUGUUUGGAGUUAUUCCAUAUUGAUUAAUAGUUAUUGCAAAGAACAAAGGAUACACGAAGCUUUGGCGCUCUUGAGAGAAAUGCAUCUAAAGAAUUUGGUUCCUCAUACUGUAACUUAUAGUUCUUUUAUUGAUGGUAUGUGUAAAUUGGGGAGGAUCUCGAGUGCAUUAAAGUUUCUUGAUGAGAUGCAUGAUAUAGGUCCACCCCCUGAUACAAUAACUUACAGUGUCGUGUUAGAUGCUUUAUGCAAAACCCAAAAUCUUGACCAGGCAAUUUCAUUAUUUAACAAAAUGGUUAAAAAUGGUUUGGAACCUGAUGUUUGUAGUUAUACCAUCUUGAUUUCUGGAUGUUGCAAGAGUGAAAGGAUAGAUGAAGCCAUGCAUCUCUUUGAAGAAAUGCGUCUAAAAAAUUUAGUUCCCGAUUUUGUAACUUAUAUUUCCCUAGUGGAUGGCUUGUGUAAAGUUGGUAGAAUCUCAAAUGCACGGCAGCUUGUUAAUGUGAUUCAUGACAAAGGUCUACGCUUACGUCUUAUCACUUACCUAGAUGUACUUUGCAAAAGGUGGCAUCUUAACAUGGACAGCAAGCGCCUUAUUUCAUAAUGUUGUGGCCAAAGGUAUUUGUAUUGAUAUGCGCACAUGGCUAUCGCAAUUCAUGGUGUGUCUAUAGGUUGAAUGCAAAAUAUCACACAGGAUUCUCUGAGCAUCCUUGCUUAUAGUGGGGUAUCCGAUGCCAAAAGUAUACCAUUAUGAUCUAUGAACUUUGCGAAGAGAUGUCGAAUUAAGCACUGUCCUUGCUUAAAAGGUGGAGACAUGGAUGCUUCUCAAAUGUUUUAACCUUUGAGAGUUAUUCUUACUGUUCUAAAAAACAGACCCACAACGAUAGAGUAACUAAUUGAAGCCAUUGCUGAAGGUCUUAUGAGAUGAAAAAACGAGUAUACAACUGCAUUUUGUACGGAGAAAAUGCAGAUGUGAUGAUCGAGGAAUGAGGAUUUUGAUCUGGAGGAUGAUGAGUAGGGAUGAUUGAUAGUUCGGUUUUCUGCUAAACAAAAUGGAUGCUCUCUUUAUUGAUGUAUUGUAUACAUAAUCAGAAUGCCCUGCUGAAUGGGCAAAAGCUCUAAAAUGGCAUUGCUGGCGGGUUGUAAGAUUGAGUUGAAGUUUGAUAAAUUACUCUGAGAAGGGUUCAUUGCUAACUUCUUGGCAUGGAAUUGGGCAUAAAACAUUUUGACGACAGAACUUCCCUGAGCUCAGUAAUUGCACAUUUGAGGUGGCAUUGCGUUCUAAAACUAGACUUAAGAACCAAAGUUUAGUUUGAUAAAUGAUGACUGUGGUUCAUUGUUCACUACCACCAAAGCCAUGUAAACGCUCUGUACUCCUGGGUUCAUUUGUGGAUACCAGAGCUCUGCCUCGCAUGGUGUAAUAGAGCCAUGGCGGAGCUUUGCAUGCCUGGGUUUCGUAGUUCUAUUUGGGUGUGAAGUGAAGCUUGUUUCUCUGAAUUUUUCGGGGGUUAGAGUUUUGUUUGAUUUUCAAUUGUGAAAGAAGAAAGAUUUGGAUGUGAUUUGAAAAGAAAUUAGGGAGAAAAAUGUGAAA
Arachis duranensis is the source of this 2811-nucleotide messenger RNA. Its product is annotated as pentatricopeptide repeat-containing protein At1g63330-like. The transcript is spliced from 3 exons. The record is from RefSeq and is a predicted model, not a curated record. The coding region runs from base 1 to 1824 and encodes 607 amino acids. Gene Ontology annotation, molecular function: protein binding. Lineage: Eukaryota; Viridiplantae; Streptophyta; Magnoliopsida; Fabales; Fabaceae.